This is a messenger RNA of Lasiosphaeria miniovina, 903 nucleotides long. RefSeq names its product glycosyl hydrolase family 61-domain-containing protein. The coding region runs from base 1 to 903 and encodes 300 amino acids. The record is from RefSeq and is a predicted model, not a curated record. The transcript has a single exon. Lineage: Eukaryota; Fungi; Ascomycota; Sordariomycetes; Sordariales; Lasiosphaeriaceae.
AUGCAUCUCUCGGCUGUGGCACUAGCACUGGUGCUUGCCGGCAGCAAGGUGUCCGCCCACACCACCAUGUUCAGCGUCCAGGUCGACGGGGCAGACCAAGGAGACGGCAGGAACGUCUACAUCCGGUCGCCCCCCAACAACAACCCCGUAAAAGACCUUGCCAGCCCCGACCUCGCGUACAACGUCAACGGCGGCACAGCCGUCAGUUCCUUCGUCAAGGCGACCGCGGGCGCGACCCUGACGUUCGAGUGGUUCCACAACACCCGGGGCGACGACAUCAUCGACGCCAACCACAAGGGCCCCAUCAUCACCUACAUCGCGCCCUUCAUAACCGGCAACGGCGCCGCGCCCAUCUGGACCAAGAUCGCCGAGGACGGCUUCGACGGCGCGACCAAGCUGUGGGCCAUCGACAAGCUGCGGUCCAACGGCGGCAAGGUCAGCUUCGUGCUCCCGGCCAGCAUCGCGCCCGGCCAGUACCUAGUCCGCCAGGAGCUCAUCGCGCUACACGAGGCCGACGCCAUCUUCACCGCCAACCCGGCCCGCGGCGCCCAGUUCUACCCCAGCUGCGUGCAGGUCGAGGUCGCCGGGUCUGGCAGCGUGGUCCCGGGCGAGAACUUCAACUUCAAUACCGGCUACACGUACGCGGACCCCGGCAUCGCCUUCAACAUCUAUGCCGCCUUCACGAGCUACGCCAUCCCCGGCCCCAAGGUCUUCGAUGGCGCCGCCGCCCCCGCUGUGUCCUCCAGGGCGGUGGUGGGCCUUACCACCCCGCCUGCCGUUCUGACGACGCUCUCGACCGUGACGCGCACGGCGGAAUUCAGCCUCGCCACCGGGCCCGGGCCCGUCGUUGCGCACACCACCCGGACGGCAAGGCCCACUCUCCAUAUUCGCGCCGCCAAAUAG